Messenger RNA from Malaya genurostris, 1635 nucleotides. RefSeq names its product putative tRNA pseudouridine synthase Pus10 (gene Pus10). The coding region runs from base 83 to 1561 and encodes 492 amino acids. The transcript is spliced from 4 exons. Gene Ontology annotation, molecular function: pseudouridine synthase activity; RNA binding. The record is from RefSeq and is a predicted model, not a curated record. Gene Ontology annotation, biological process: tRNA pseudouridine synthesis. Lineage: Eukaryota; Metazoa; Arthropoda; Insecta; Diptera; Culicidae.
CAAGGAAACCCAUAAAUCCAGUUUGAUUUCGUGACUGCAGUAUAUAUGUUCCAUCCGUUAAUUUUAUAUUUCAAAUUACAGAAUGACGGAGGAUAUUGAAAUUUAUAACUUUCUACGUUCAGCGAGUUGUUGCUGCAUCUGCUGUUUGCGUUAUUUGAAAGGUAGAACAGAUGAUUUCAUCUCAGUGCAGAGCGCUUUGGACAAACGAGGAAUAUGCCUUGAUGACACCUCGACGAACGACGAGAAGCAGGCAAAAAAAAUGCGACUCAGUAACUGCGUAGCCUGUUUGGGUUUACUGGAGCCACAUUUUAUUGAAACAUUGAUAGAACAAAUCCGUUCAAGUGAUAAACUCCGAGAAUAUGAUUGUGAAGGUUUCACUACGUCCGUGUCGUUACCUAUUGCGUUACAGGUCCGUCAGCUAUCGCUUUGGUUGAGUCUGCUGGAACGAUUUCCUUCCCGAUUCAACAGUUGUUCAGUGCCCGAUGUUUCCGUGAAAGAUGCCUUCAAAAUGAUUCUGAAUCGAAAACUUGGUGAGGUAUUGGAAAGGGUUUUUUCCCCCACUGGGAUUAUGAUUAAUGUAUUUAUUAGCUAUGCAAAUGAAGAAGUGGAACUUCUGCUGCUGCAGAAGAUCAAACCCGAAGUAUUCGUCGAUCGCAAGGCAAAAAAACACUGCCGUAAAGAGUUCAUAACGCGAAACGCAUUCGAGAAAAAUUUUACUCCCGACAAUGUGAGUCUUGCGCAAUAUCGGCAACACAUUGCGGUACCUCCUACCAUUCAGGAUCAAACUAUUGCACUGGAGGAAGUAAGUUUCACGGGUCCUACGUUGUUUCUGGCGGGGAGGUAUAAUAAAAUAACACGAGAGCUCAGUCAGACCCCGUGGGUGAUCGAUGGAAAACGAAAAAUGGCAAACAGUGUUCAGGAGAUUAUGUGUUCGGUUGUGGGACCGUACUUUCUGGUAAUGGAAGAUAGCUUGAUAUUUUCCUCAAGUGGACGGGAGGAUGUGGAUGUGCGAUGCCUCGGCGAAGGGAGACCAUUCGUUCUGGAAAUUCAGAACGCUUUCAAAGAUUAUUUGACGGAUUCCGUCGCUCUGGAGAUGGAGAAGGCUAUCGCAAAAUCGAAACAGAUCUCAGUGAAGGACCUGCAAUUGGUAGCUCGAGAAGAGCUAGUCCAUAUUAAACAAGGCGAGGAGAAUAAGCAGAAAUUCUAUCGAGCAUUAUGCGUAUUGGAAACUGCAGUCACGGCGGAAGUCUUGAAUGCGCUUAACAUAGAAGAACCUUUCGUAAUCGAUCAGUGGACCCCGUUGAGGGUUCUUCAUCGAAGACCGUUACUGUCGCGACCGAGGACGAUCUACAAAGUAAAAGCAUUUGCUUACCAGCGGAACGAUAGGGUACUGAUUGUGGAUGUUGUGACACAGGCUGGAACGUACAUCAAGGAGUUAGUCCACAGUGAUUUUGGCCGAACGAAUCCUAGCUUUCGGAGUAUUAUCGGGCAACCGAUCGAUAUUCAGGCACUGGAUGUUAUGGCCGUUCAUUUAGAUUGGCCCAAAAGGCUUACUCGGUGAUUAGAAUAGAAACAGCUGUUUUUAAUGUUUUCCAUUUUUAUUAAAUAGUCAAACAAUUCAUUCCUUGCGUAAAA